This is a messenger RNA of Lachancea sp. 'fantastica', 1422 nucleotides long. The record is from the annotation of a GenBank genome assembly. NCBI's taxonomy places the organism in Eukaryota, Fungi, Ascomycota, Saccharomycetes, Saccharomycetales, Saccharomycetaceae.
AUGGGCGUACUUUUGUCACUUCCGAUAGCCGCUUCGACGGCUGCAGCAUCUUUCUUUGCAUCACUGAUAGGCUCGCUUUCUUCCACGGCUUUAGUUUCGACUUUCAAGUCGUUGAGUGGGGGUUCUAGCUCCUUAGCUACAAGAUUAAACUAUGCAAUGCUGCUUCUGCUGAACUCACUGGUGUCUUGGGUAUCUAUGUCGACAAAUUAUGCCUUCCUAUGGCGUGGCAAGACAUGUACUUCGACCGGAGAAUGUGGUUUUUUCACAGUCCAUCGUCUCAACUUCUCGCUGGGCUUGCUGCACCUUCUACUUUCGUCGCUCAUGGUGAACGUCAAAUCGACCACAGAUCGUCGAGCCUCGUUGCAGAACUCGUGGUGGCCUCUGAAACUACUUGCCUAUGUUUUUUUGGUGGUAAUAUCAUUCACGAUCCCUAACGGCUUUUUCGUAUUUUUCUCCAAAUGGAUUUCUGUUCCAUCCGGGUCUCUGUUUAUUCUGAUUGGGCUGGUACUCUUGGUCGAUUUUGCUCACGAAUGGGCUGAGAAAUGCAUUCAGCAUGUCGAAAUUGAGGAUGAAAACUCCUCAAAGUGGCAGAAAUUUCUAGUCUUUGGUACUGGCGGCAUGUACGUGGGGUCUUUGGCCAUGACAAUUACAAUGUAUAUCAUGUUCUGCCAAAGCAACUGUACAAUGAAUCAGGUAUCUGUGACGGUUAAUUUGCUGCUCAGUAUCAUUACUACAGGACUAUCAAUACAUCCCAAAGUUCAAGAAUACAAUCCCAAGUGUGGUUUAGCUCAGAGCAGUAUGGUGGCCAUCUACGGAACGUACUUAACAAUGAGUGCGCUAGCUUCUGAGCCUGACGACCGUCAGUGCAACCCGUUUGUCAGAUCCGACCGUACCCGCAAAUUCAGCGUUGUUCUAGGCUCCCUUUUCACCUUCGUCGCAAUAGCGUAUACCACAACGCGCGCUGCGGCCAACUCUGCUUUCAACUCAGGCGGACAGCAUGUGUUUUUAGACGGAGACGACGACAUAGCUUACGAAGGGAUUGGACAAAGCAGAAGCCAGCUUCGGAUCGAAGCCAUCAGACAGGCGGUUGAUGAGGGCGUUUUGCCCGAAAGUGCUCUAAACGAUACUACAUGGGCCAAUGGCUCGAACGAAAUUGGUGAGAAUGGUGAUGACGAGCGCAUCUCAACGAAAUACAACUACUCGCUGUUUCACAUUAUCUUUUUCUUGGCUACACAAUGGAUAGCUAUUCUACUUACCGUCAAUGUGACUAAGGACGAUGUGGGCGACUUCAUUCCCGUGGGAAGAACCUAUUUUUACUCGUGGGUUAAAGUAAUAAGUGCCUGGAUCUGCUAUGGUCUCUACGGCUGGACGUUAGUGGCACCAAUGGUUCUACCCGACAGGUUCGGGUAUAACGAGUAUUGA